Molecule: messenger RNA, 1179 nt
Organism: Glycine soja
Lineage: Eukaryota; Viridiplantae; Streptophyta; Magnoliopsida; Fabales; Fabaceae
Product: stromal cell-derived factor 2-like protein
Exons: 6
Coding region: 281-937 (218 amino acids)
Source: RefSeq, a predicted model, not a curated record
GUAAACUGGCGUGUGUCCUUGGGUGCUGGUGGUGCAGAAAGGGCCAUUUUCUGAAUGCGCUCUAUCUAUCUCUUCCGAUCUGGCUACUAACCCUAACCCGCUUCGAACCGUGGCUUCCUCGGCCUCGCAGAACCUCUCUCGAAGAAAAUCUUCUUCUUCGUCUUCGUUUUCUCAACAAACUUCCGGGUCGACCCGGAUCGUUUACCGCGAACCUCGGAUCCCAUCGGAAUCCAAUUUUCCGAUCUGGCAGCAGAACUGGUUCAUCGCAUUGCUCUUCCUCAUGGCUCUCGGAUUCUUCGCCCUCGCUCUCUUCCUCUUCAUCACUUUCGACUCUGACAUCGCUCCUUCUUCCACCGCAUCCGCCGCUUCCUCCGAAGGCGUCGAGGUGCAGGUUACUUACGGCACGGUUCUGAAGCUUAUGCACGAGAAGACCAAAUUUCGGUUGCAUUCUCAUGACGUGCCCUACGGUUCUGGCAGUGGACAACAAUCGGUUACUGGUUUCCCCAGUGUUGACGAUUCCAAUAGUUAUUGGAUUGUAAGACCUGAGCCAGGAACUUCUGCUAAACAAGGUGACCCCAUUAAAAGUGGCACAAUCAUUAGAUUGCAGCACAUGAGGACAAGGAAGUGGCUGCACAGCCACUUGCAUGCAUCCCCGAUAUCAGGCAAUCUUGAGGUAAGUUGUUUUGGAGGAGAAUCCGAAUCUGACACCGGGGACUAUUGGAAGCUUAUAAUAGAAGGAAGUGGAAAGACUUGGAAGCAGGAUCAGAAAAUUCGCCUUCAGCAUAUUGACACUGGAGGCUAUCUACAUAGUCAUGAUAAGAAAUACAGUCGUAUUGCUGGGGGACAGCAGGAGGUUUGUGGUGUUCGUGAAAAGCGUGCUGACAAUGUCUGGUUGGCAGCCGAAGGUGUCUACCUUCCCGUUACGGAAAGCAAAUGAGUUAAUUAGUUAUUGUAAACCAUGGGUGGUGGGAGUGGCACAGAUGCAGAUUUUUCUAUUAAAGGAUAAAUAUACGGGACUAUUUUAGGGUUAGAUAACGGUAGUAAUAUUUUGUCAUAGUUACACUUUGUUAUGUAGUAAGUGCAUGGCCCCUUUUUCCCCGCAGAAAAUACUUGGUGUGGUUUCUUUUGUUUUUGUGACGCAAUAUGCUAAUUGCUAAUUCCUCUAAUUGGACUACGAAA